AUACACUGCACGACUUUUCAAUUAAUAUUCACAAUAAUUAUACUUUUUUGUGGAUACCCUUUUGCUAUAAACUCUCUGUGUGGAUACCCUUUGGCGUAAGUAACAGUAACAGGAUUGGUUGCAGCACUAACCAACCAUGGCGGUCCCAGCUGCACUGGUCAUUGUUCCUUUGGGAAUCCUUGUCAUUUGCUCCGGCACUCUUGUUAAUUUUCUUCAGGCUGUUUUCUUUGUUCUUGUUCGUCCUCUUUCAAAGAGCAUGUAUAAAAGGAUCAACAAAGGAACUGCAGAAUUGUUGUGGUUGGAACUCAUAUGGUUCAUUGAUUGGUGGGCAGCUAUUAAGGUCGAGCUCUACACUGAUUCAGAAACAUUUCAAUUUAUGGGUAAAGAAAAUGCACUUGUCAUAAGCAACCACAAGGGUGACAUUGAUUGGCUUGUUGGAUGGGUCUUAGCUCAGCGUUCUGGUUGCCUUGGUAGCUCAGUAGCCAUCAUGAGAAAAGAAGCUAAAUUCCUCCCAAUUAUAGGUUGGUCCAUGUGGUUGUCUGAUUAUAUCUUCUUGGAAACAAAAUGGGAUAAAGAUGAAGUCAAAUUGAAGUCAGGUUUUCAGCAACUAGAGGAUUUUCCCAUGCCUUUUUGGUUGGCUCUCUUUGUAGAGGGAACUCGCUUUACACAGCCAAAGCUAGCAGUUGCUCAACAUUAUGCAGCCUCAAGAGGGUUACCUAUUCCUAAGAAUGUAUUGAUUCCACGUACAAAGGGUUUUGUUUCAGCAGUAAGUUACAUGCGGUCAUUUGUUCCGGCAAUUUAUGAUUGUACUGUAACUACUUCAAAGAAUCAACAUCCUCCUACAUUGUUGAGCAUGUUUAGAGGAGAAACUUCAGUGGUAAAAGUACAACUCAAGAGAUUUUUAAUGCAUGAACUCCCAGAAACAGAUGAUGGCAUUGCACAAUGGUGCAGAGAUAUAUUUGUCACCAAGGAUGCUUUGUUGGAGAAGUAUUUUACUAAAGACACUUUCAGUGACCUUGAACAUCAUAAGAUUGGUCGACCCAAGAAGUCUCUAAUUGUUGUGAUUAGUUGGUCAUGUCUGAUUGUGUGCGGCUAUGUGAAACUCUUUCAAUGGCUUUCUGUGUUUUCAUCAUGGGAAGGCACUGCAUUUUCUGUGGCUGUCUUGGUACUUGUAACCAUUGUUAUACAAAUCCUGAUCUGUGCAUAUGAGUCAGAACUAUUCACACCAAAUGGGUUACCAUUACAAGAUCCAAUCAGACAAGCCCUCAUUCAGAAUUAUGCAGAGAUUCCUUAUAGUGCACAGCCUGUCAUAAUGUAAAUGAGAAUACACACACUCUCUCUCUCUCUCUCUCUUUCCCUCUUGAUUAUUCUUUGUCUCAAUAAUUAGGAUUUCAUUGAUUAUUGAUUUGAUAGUGUAUUUUGAAAGAAAUUGUAGAAAGAGAAAGUAAAAUUCAAUCUUUUGAGACCUAUGUCUUGGAUGCAGAGGAUGAAGAUUGAAAGUAAGGGAUUGUUAAAGUUAGGUUUCUUAGCCUUUUUUUGUUCAAAGAAAUUUAAAAGUUUCAGAGACUUGAA
Molecule: messenger RNA, 1572 nt
Organism: Humulus lupulus (European hop)
Lineage: Eukaryota; Viridiplantae; Streptophyta; Magnoliopsida; Rosales; Cannabaceae
Product: 1-acyl-sn-glycerol-3-phosphate acyltransferase 3-like
Exons: 11
Coding region: 137-1318 (393 amino acids)
Cellular component (GO): endomembrane system
Molecular function (GO): 1-acylglycerol-3-phosphate O-acyltransferase activity
Source: RefSeq, a predicted model, not a curated record